AUGUUUCAUCGCAACCGUCUGAUUUUUGCCCAACCGAAGAAACGUCGAGCGAUGAUGACCGAUCUUGCAAUCGGACUGGGUAUUCCCGUUCUUCAGAUUAUUUUUCAGUACAUUGUCUCUGGUCAUCGGUUCGAUAUCUACGAGCAGGUUGGCUGCUACCCGUUUACCUACAAUACGGCGCCCGCCUAUCCUCUUAGUGUUUUGUGGCCCAUCUUCAUAGGGUUGGUUUCUGCUGUAUAUUGUAUCUUGACACUCCGAGCCUUCUUCAGACGGCGUGCCCAGUUCAUGCAAUGCUUGGCCUCGUCCUCUGGUCUUACCGCGAACCGCUAUUUUCGACUCAUGGCGCUGGCUACCGUAGAAUUGCUUUGCACCGUACCAAUAUCGACAUAUGGCCUCUACUUAAAUCUCUCUGCCGGACCCUUGAAUCCUUGGAUUAACUGGGCAAACGUUCACUACGACUACUCUCAAGUUGACCAAUACCCUGCCAUUAUCUGGCGGUCACAACGCACUGCCAUCAUUGCUUUCGGACUUAGUACUUGGGCAGUGCCUUUCUGCGCAUUGAUAUUCUUUGCGUUCUUCGGCUUCGCGGAGGAGGCUCGUAAGAACUACUUUACCUUCUGGCUGACGGUCACGAAACCGUUGCGGAUGGGAGGGCGGUUGAACUCGUUGAAGUUGUCUAAAUUGUUGAAUGAAAGAAGAGCCACGUCUUCAUCAGCGACUUCAUUGCCCGUGUUUGUCGAUACCAAACCCGCUCUUCCAUCGCCCACAAUUUCUGUCGACACGGAUAUUGAUUCGUAUGACGUGAAGGAAAAGUCCUUCGCUUGA
This is a messenger RNA of Fibroporia radiculosa, 825 nucleotides long. RefSeq lists its product as uncharacterized. Gene Ontology annotation, molecular function: mating-type alpha-factor pheromone receptor activity. Lineage: Eukaryota; Fungi; Basidiomycota; Agaricomycetes; Polyporales; Fibroporiaceae. The coding region runs from base 1 to 825 and encodes 274 amino acids. The transcript has 5 exons. The record is from RefSeq and is a predicted model, not a curated record. Gene Ontology annotation, cellular component: membrane. Gene Ontology annotation, biological process: G protein-coupled receptor signaling pathway.